This is a messenger RNA of Folsomia candida, 2117 nucleotides long. Its product is annotated as probable GPI-anchored adhesin-like protein PGA18. Lineage: Eukaryota; Metazoa; Arthropoda; Collembola; Entomobryomorpha; Isotomidae. The record is from RefSeq and is a predicted model, not a curated record. Bases 131 to 1963 code for a protein of 610 amino acids. The transcript has 11 exons.
GGCAUCACUUUCAAUUCCACUAAUCCUCCUCCAGGAGGUAGCAAAAUCCGGAUAGUUUUCAAAUUUUUAAUAAAUUUUGAAAAGAAGGAUUUUUUUUACAAAUUUUGAAAAUCUGGGUAAAAUUUCCAUCAUGAAUUUAUUCGUGGUGGGAGUUGUGCUAAUUUUUGGGUGCCUCGUUCCUAUGGGGGAGGCGCAAACGGGGGUUAACUGCGGGACAAAAAAGCCAACUCUAAAGACAGGAGAAACUUAUUAUGUAAAUCAAAACUGCCCCCUCGGAAAGACCUACAACUGGCCGGGAAAUUCAACCAUGCAAGCGCAACACUGCCAUUGUUGGAGCUACUGCGGAUAUAUUUGCGAAUGUGAUACAUCCGCAGGAGGCGGGACCACAAAGAAAACUGCCCCCACAACGCAGCCAGCUGCGGCAUGCAAGAAUCCCCCAGUUCCGGCGGGAUGUUCAUGGGUGCCAAAUCCCGGUUGUACCAAAGGACCCACGUACGAUACACAAAAUCCCGCCACCCACUGCCACUGUUGGAGCCAUUGUGGGUACAUUUGCGAACCAAAAAGCGGCCCCGCCCCCGCCCCUGCAACAACACCGGCGCCUGCACCGGCAUGUAAAAAUCCCCCAGUUCCGGCGGGAUGUUCAUGGGUGCCGGAUAAAGGAUGUUCCAAAGGCGAUACUUACAAUACCCAAAAUCCCGCGGCUCACUGUCACUGUUGGGGGCAUUGUGGAUACAUUUGCGACCCGAAAAGUGGUCCCGCCCCCGCCCCGGGGACAACGCCUGCGCCUGCCCCGGCAUGUAAACAGCCCUCAAUUCCGGCAGGAUCUACAUGGGUGCCGGAUAAAGGAUGUUCCAAAGGCGAUACUUACACUACCCAAAAUCCCGCCACCCACUGCCACUGUUGGGGACAUUGUGGAUAUAUUUGCGACCCGAAAAGCGCUCCCGCCCCCGCAACGACGAGAGCACCUGCUCCCGGCACGACUCAAGGAGCGUGCAAAGCACCUCCUUCGGUUCCAUCGGGAUCCACAUGGGCUCCAAGUCCUGGCUGUCCCAAAGGCGAUACAUACAAUACGCAAAAUCCCGCCACCCACUGUCAUUGUUGGGGGCAUUGCGGAUACAUUUGCGACCCGAGAAGCGCUCCGGGUCCUGCAACGACUAGAGCACCUGCUCCCGGCACAACACAAGCUACAUGCAAAUCACCUCCUUCAGUUCCGUCGGGAUCGACAUGGAAUCCUGAUCCUACCUGCCCCAAAGGACCGACGUACAACACUGCAACGACACACUGUCAUUGUUGGGGACAUUGUGGAUAUAUUUGUGAUCCGAGGGCCGGACCCACAGCUGCUCCCGCAACGACCGUUAGAACAUGCCGAUCACCCCCAACUGUCCCGCCUGGCUCGAAAUGGGUUCCUGAUCCUAACUGCAAUAACGGACCAGUCUAUAAUCUCCCGACCAACCCACCGUUUCAUUGCCACUGUUGGGGGCAUUGUGGCUAUAUUUGCGAUCCUAGGGGUAGCACCGGAGCGGUAACUGGAAGCACUACAAUGGGAACGGGAUCAACUUCGAUGGGCACGGGUUCAACUACGUCCGCUACGGGAUCAACUACUGCCAUUACUGGAUCGACUACUGCUGCUACCGGAUCAACUACCGCCGCCACGGGAUCAACUACGGCUGCUACCGGAUCAACUACUGCCGCCACCGGAUCAACUACCGCCGCUACGGGAUCAACUACUGCUGCUUCCACGACAGGUGGAACUACUGGAACAACGGCGGGAUCAACGACCGGCGGCACAACAGGGACAACCGCUGCCACAACGGCGGGCUCAACAACCGGCGGCACAACAGGAACGACAGCUGCCACGACGGCUGGAUCAACGACUGCGGCGACAACUGUCGCAACAACGGCGGGAUCUACGACUGCUGCAACAACUGCGGCAACAACGGUUGUAACGGUGGCAACAACUUAAAGUUACCAGCAGCAAGUUAGGCUUCCACGGGAUCACUGUAAUUAAAUAACAGCUGAUUUGGCCGCCAUUUUAAAAACUAUUUUCAAUAUUUGCAUAUAAAUAUCAAUGUAGAGCAAAUUAUGCUUUAAUAAAAAGCGAGAGCAAUUCAAAUUUA